UGAAAUAAUAGGAAACAGGAAAUGGAUUCAACAAAUAGAUCUCUCUCAAAACUCACACAGGAGACUGAGUCUUCUAAAAGGAAGAAGAGAAACUUCCAGAAUCUUGCAUUACAAGCUUUUUCCCCUUCAAAGACAAUGCCAAAGAGAUCUGCUUUCACACAAUUUAAGACGAAAGGGCAGGUUUUAGCAUCAAUUAUGCAGACUCCAACCAAGAUGAUAGAUUUAUCUGCUGAUAGCUCAACCGAAGAUACUGGUAAAACUCCUAGCUCGAGUACUCAUCUUUCUGGAUCAAAAACCAACAGGUCUACAGGAAGAUAUGACUUCAGCAGAACUUUCGAAUUAGCAAAACCAAAGAAGAGGGUAGUUGCCCUCCAGAAAAAUUUUAUUUCUAAAAAGGAUGAUAUUAAGAAGCUCCCCACUAACUCAACAACAAGGAGGCCAAAGUUACAGACAGCUGCCUCUGUUAAAUCUUUUGAUGUCCAGGCAGUCAAGAAGAGAGGAUCACUUACUCAAAACACCAUAUCCUAUAUGAACAAAUUAUCUGGGAAAUUAGCCAAGGAUCCUGAGACUCCUUCCACUAAGAAGUGCUUAAAUAAAACUGAAAGAUUCACUAUUCCCAAACAACAUAACCCCACUACUUGUAGGAAGAGAAUCGGGAGCAAAGCACAUGAAGAGAUUAAGAGCCAAAUGAACCAGAAAGUAACCACGACUAAAAAGAUUAAUAAAAAUCAACAAGCUGCUUUAGACAGGGACAAAGCUAAGCCAGGCUCUAGUAUUCGAAAGUCCAGACCUACUGUUAGAGGAUUGGGUAGAAACAAGACAUCUCCAGGUGUUCUAGAACAAGCUGGAGCAACUCCACAAAAACAAGUCCAAGAAAAAGUUCAGGAGGACCAAAAAGAACCAAAAAAACCUAGGAUUAGUAAGCAAGUAGAGGCUCCAGAAGGGCUUCUCAAGAUUGAAGAGAGCCUAAAAAGAGGAGAAGAAGCCCUUAGCUUAAAAGAAACUGAUACUCUAAAUUUUACUGAAGAGACAAAGACUAGUGAAGCUCAAAAGACUAAUUCAGAGAAAGAUAGUAUUCAAGAUUAUUCUCAUCAAAAUAAGAAAGAUACUCACUGAGAAAAGAAGGAAGCUCAAAAAUGUUCUGCUAAGGAGAGUCUGAUUGCUGAUAGUGCAAAGAAAAGAGAGGACGAAACUGAAGAAACUAAGGUUUGCGAAGAGCAAGAUACAAUUAAAAAUAAUACUACCCAAAAUAUUAAGGAGAAUAAACCUAAAUGUAAAGAAGAGAAGAAGAAAGAAUUUAAGGAUAAGACUAAGAUCCUUGAAGAGAAGAAAGUUUCUACACCUGCCAGUGAUCAAUUUAAGACUUCUCCCUCCCCUUCACAAAAUCUUCAGAAUUCUUCUAAAAUUACCAACCAAAAAUCAAAUAGCCCAGCCCUGGCUCAAAAUUGCGUUUCAAACACUCAAAAAUUGUCGAAAAACUCACCAAGCAACUCUCUCCCUUCAAAAUCUCCAAUUUCCAAAACUAUAUCAAAGCCAAAGUCUUCUAUCGACCCAAAACUCACAAAUCCUGCUAAGCCAACCUCUCCAAAAUUCCAAAAACCAAUUUCCUCAGUUCUCUUCAGAGUUAGAUAUGUCACUGUUCCAGGCCAGGACCUUUAUAUUUCAGGAGACAUAAAAGAACUCGGAGAAUGGACUAAGACAGAUCUAGGCCUUCCUAUGAGAUGGACUGCAGACCAUAUCUGGGUCGCCAAGUGGAGCACCGAAGAACUUCCCAAAAAAUUCAGCUUCCGAUUCAUCGUAGAAGAAAUAGAUAAGUCCAUUACAACAGAGAACAGAGAUGUUAGACUCUUCAACCUCACUAAAAUCGAAGCAGCACUAAAGAAGGUCAGAGAUAACAAAGGAGUACAAGGUAUUGCUAUUGAUGAAGGAAGUACACUUCUCGCCUUCGAUGAGACCCAAACAACCGCUGUUCUUACCUAUCUGUGGGAAGAAUAA
This is a messenger RNA of Moneuplotes crassus, 1995 nucleotides long. NCBI's taxonomy places the organism in Eukaryota, Ciliophora, Spirotrichea, Euplotida, Euplotidae. The record is from the annotation of a GenBank genome assembly.